This is a messenger RNA of Notolabrus celidotus (New Zealand spotty), 662 nucleotides long. Its product is annotated as histone H2AX. The transcript has a single exon. The record is from RefSeq and is a predicted model, not a curated record. Gene Ontology annotation, cellular component: nucleosome. Gene Ontology annotation, molecular function: DNA binding; structural constituent of chromatin; protein heterodimerization activity. The coding region runs from base 100 to 528 and encodes 142 amino acids. NCBI's taxonomy places the organism in Eukaryota, Metazoa, Chordata, Actinopteri, Labriformes, Labridae.
CGCGUGUAUUAUAUCCUGGUCGUGCUGCAGUUGAUCACACAUCGCUUGCGACUUUACUCCUGAAGUGUUUGACUUCGAAAUCUGACUUUAUAACUAACCAUGUCUGGAAGAGGCAAGACCGGAGGAAAGGCCCGUGCCAAGGCAAAGACCCGCAGCUCCCGCGCCGGGCUGCAGUUCCCUGUGGGCCGUGUCCAUCGUCUUCUCCGUAAGGGAAACUACGCUGAGAGAGUCGGCGCCGGAGCCCCAGUGUACCUGGCCGCCGUGCUGGAGUACCUCACCGCUGAGAUCCUGGAGCUGGCUGGAAACGCUGCUAGAGACAACAAGAAGACCCGUAUCAUCCCUCGUCAUCUGCAGCUGGCUGUGAGGAACGACGAGGAGUUGAACAAACUUCUCGGCGGUGUGACCAUCGCCCAGGGCGGUGUCCUGCCCAACAUCCAGGCCGUUCUGUUGCCCAAGAAGACCGGACAGGCAGCGGCUAGCACCGGCAAGGCGGGAAAGAAGGCCUCCUCUCAGUCCCAGGAGUACUAGCUUGUUUGCUAAUAAACUAAAACCCCAAAGGCCCUUUUCAGGGCCACUCAUUCCUCAUUCAAAGAGAAACUUUUCCUGUUCAUCCCCUCUUGGUUUUUCACACUGUUAUUUAAUAAACGCGCUUGUUUUGUAAA